Molecule: messenger RNA, 1230 nt
Organism: Talaromyces atroroseus
Lineage: Eukaryota; Fungi; Ascomycota; Eurotiomycetes; Eurotiales; Trichocomaceae
Exons: 7
Coding region: 1-1230 (409 amino acids)
Biological process (GO): autophagosome assembly
Cellular component (GO): phagophore assembly site
Source: RefSeq, a predicted model, not a curated record
AUGCCCCUGGCUUACACAGUCUUCGUGCGGCUGCCCUUUCCCCGGGGGGACUUCAUCGAUCCUCCGCCAGCCAACUGGGAUGCCGUCAAGGAUCGUGCACUGUGGGGAAUUCUUUCGCGGCCAUCCAAGGGCGACGACAUAGACUGGAAAGCGAUCGCCGACGAUUUUAAUGUCACCCUCUCGUUCCUCCUCCAGCAAGCCGCCUGGCUUUACGAUCGACAGCUAUCCCAGGUUCGAGCACAGAUGCGCAAAGUAGGCAACACACAAUCGCAGUUCCCUCCACCAGCGCCAGGGCUGGGUUCUGUGUCCGGAAGUGGUGCGUUGGGCGGACAAACUAUGAGGAGAGCGGGCAGUGGCGGAUCUCGUGUGCCGCCGAGAUUGUCGGCUAUUCAAAAAGAAACCCAACCGUCACGCACAGAGAGCAAUUCCUCGACUACAGUGCCCAGAGUCAAGGGCCCCGUUCGAACAAGUUCUGCAACAACCGUUACCCAAGCAGUUGAAACGACGGAAACGAACACAUUGGCCGGCCGAGCGCUGCCACGACGGGAAAGACCGAGCUUGGCUAUCCUACAGAAACCGCCCAAAGCAGCUGAGAAAAGCCCGUCGUUAUCACCUAACUCGGACUCGGAGUCUGACUCUUCCUUGGAUAAUGACGACGACGACGACGACGACGAUAAUAUGUUGACAAGUCGAGCAAUGCCGGGCGGAGUGCGUCGAUUUGGCAAGUUUUCAAUGCACAAGCCAAGCUUAAGGGGCGAGGCGGACGAUGACGAUGACGACUCACCUGCGUUCCUCCCUCUACCACGGGAAAUCGAGUCUGACGCUCAACGAAUGAACUCUACGCUUCGUCAACAAGAUGAUGUCCCUGAAACAUCGCGCAGACGGAUAACAGGCUACACUCCUUCACAUCGACGCGAGUUGGUCAGCCUCGAUAGCUCUGCGAGUUCCGGGGUUGCUAUAGCCAGUCCGCGGGCCGGACCUCAACGGCCACCAGAGCCACUCAGUCCACGCCGAGUUGCGAGCCUGUCCCGGGAGAGUUCGCGACGACAUGGAUCUGCGAAUCAAAGCAGCGAAGAGACGCCGAGCAUGGGCAGUAGUUUUAGCGAUUUGGACGAUGCCAGCGUCACACAGUCUGCGCUGGAAGAGGCGCUCAUGAGCAACAUGCAGCACGGAGGGGUGGCAAGCCGAAUGAGCACGAUCAGCCAGGCUCUUCGCAGCCGGUAUUUGUGA